AUGGGCAUGUCAAAGGACAAGCAAGGCUUCCUCACCAUCGAGGCAAAGCCCUACCCCUUUUCCUUCCCCCUCAAACACACAGCGCUGCUGGUGAUUGACAUGCAGCGCGAUUUCAUCUGUGCUGGAGGCUUCGGCGAAAUCCAGGGCGGGAAUCUAGAGGCUGUCCAGGCUUCAAUUGCUCCAACGAAGCAACUACUGGACGCGUGCCGAGAUGCCGGCAUGCACGUCUUCCACACCAGAGAAGGCCAGGUCCCCUCUCUGGCGGACUGUCCUUCUUCGAAACUCGUUCGACAGGCUGCCGCACCGGGCAACACGCAACAUCUGAAAGUUAUCGGCGACAAAGGCGAAAUGGGCCGGCUCCUAGUUCGUGGGGAGUACGGUCAUGACAUCGUCGACGAGCUGCAGCCACUCCCUGCAGAGGUGGUCAUUGACAAGCCUGGCAAAGGCUCGUUUUGGAAUACUCAGAUCCUGCACAAACUGAAAGCCUACGGUAUUACCCACCUUCUCGUUUCCGGGGUCACGACAGAAUGCUGCUUUUCGACCACGAUCAGGGAAGCCAAUGACAGAGGGUUCGAGUGCUGUGGCAUCGUUCAAACCACUGCCGGCUAUAACUCAGAUUUCAAAACCGCCUCGCUCGACAUGAUAUACUGGUCACAAGGCCUGUUCGGGUUUGUUGCGGAUCUCCAACCUGUUCUGGAUGUGCUUUCCCCAUGGCAAAUUCAGAGCAAAGGAGUCAGCACCCCUCCACAAACACCACCGUCUUGGGAUGGAAAGCUCGGAAUUGCCGACCUCCAAGCCUCGUAUAAGAAUGGCCUAUCUCCCCUCGAACUGGUCAAUGCCUUGUACGAUCGGAUUGAGAAAUAUGAGCACAUUGAUGGGGCGGUCUGGAUCCGACGAGAGUCGAGAGAGGCCGUCUUGGCGCAAGUCAGACGCCUCCUCGAGCUCUAUCCAGACAAGCAUGCGCGCCCAGCAUUGUUUGGUGUGCCUUUCACGGUCAAGGACUCUAUUGACGUCCAAGGCGUCGAAACCACCACGGCUUGUCCACCGUUGGCGUUUGUGGCCACCAAAUCCGCCGCGUGCUACCAAAAAGUGAUUGGACAGGGAGCCUUAUACCUGGGCAAAGUCAACUUGGAUCAAUUAGCAACUGGACUGAGCGGGUGCCGAAGUCCGUUUGGUAUCACGCACUCCGUUUUUAGCGACGAGCACAUAUCUGGCGGGAGUAGUAGCGGAAGUUGUGUGAGUGUGGGCGCCGAUCUGGCAACCUUCUCACUGGCAACAGACACCGCCGGGUCUGGUCGAGUGCCAGCUGGCUUCAACGGCGUAGUCGGGUACAAGCCAACACGCGGGUUGGUGUCUUUUGAAGGCGUGACCCCCGCUUGCUUGUCGCUUGACUGCAUCGCCUUCACCGCUAGGACAGUCGAAGAUGCCCGCACGCUGUGGCAAAUCUGCGAGGGAUACGAUGAAAGUGAUCGCUAUGCCAGAGAUACAUUCCCGGCCGAACGACACGUCAACUCGCUAGGUGCACAAAGGGAGGCAUUUCGAUUUGGAAUUCCUCCCCCCGAGCUUCUCGAAGUCUGCUCACCUAGCUUCCGAAAACUGUUUAAUGAAGCCAUUGCACGGCUCCAAGCCAUGGGAGGGACUCUGAUGCCGAUUGACUGGACCCCAUUUCAGAAAGCGGGAGACUUGCUCUAUGAAGGCACGUUUGUUUCGGAGAGACUGGCUAGCUUACCCGACGAUUUCCUAGACAAGAACAGGCCGCAUCUGCACCCAGUCAUCCUCGAGCUUUUUGAGAAGGUAGUGGCACGACAGAGCACAGCGGUACAAUUGUUCAGAGAGCUCCAGGCCAAGGCCUUGUACUCCAGACAAGCCACCUCGCAAUUCGCGUCUGCAACCCAAUUAGGGAUUGACGUCGUGGUGGUGCCGACGGCGCCGUGGCAUCCAACGAUCAAGGAAAUGCUUGCAGAUCCCAUCGGGCUGAAUGCAAAGAUGGGCACCUUUACACAUUUUGCAAACGUGUUAGACAUGUGCGGCAUUGCAGUGCCAUCGUCGACAUAUCAGGAAAGCGAGGCUGGACCCCGGUUGCCGUUCAGCGUGACGUUUCUGGGCAGCCGUUGCUCCGACAGCGAGGUGCUGGGGAUUGCCAGCCGAUAUCAGGAGGCGACGGCACGGUAG
Cladophialophora psammophila CBS 110553 is the source of this 2172-nucleotide messenger RNA. RefSeq lists its product as uncharacterized. Gene Ontology annotation, molecular function: catalytic activity. The transcript has 4 exons. Bases 1 to 2172 code for a protein of 723 amino acids. NCBI's taxonomy places the organism in Eukaryota, Fungi, Ascomycota, Eurotiomycetes, Chaetothyriales, Herpotrichiellaceae. The record is from RefSeq and is a predicted model, not a curated record.